AUAAUGAGAAGUGAGAACUGCUUACUCUGUAAAAAGGAGAGUGGCUUAGAGAUGUCUUUGCUGCCUCUGAUUCCCAAUCUCUUUCUUUUUCCAAUGAAUCUUUAAGCCACACUUUUUCUUUGUCCUCUUCUCAACUAUCUUGUGGCUCUCUUUUAGAUUCAAUUCCCCUUUUUGUUUCACUGUCUUUACAUUCUACCACGUCACUAUAAUCCAUCUUAAUACUUCAAACCCCCUUUUUAUUACACUCUUUAGCAGGAAAAAAAAGCGGUUUCUUUGGUUAAAGAUAAUGCUUUUGUUUCCUCUCGUAUUCUUUUAACUCUGGAAUAUUUUUUUGCUCCUUUUUAACUUUCAUUUCGUUUCAUUAUUUUGGACUCUGCUUGAGCUCGAUGGGCGAUGUGGCUAAGGACCUUACGGCCGGUACGAUCGGAGGAGCUGCACAAUUGAUAUGUGGACAUCCCUUUGACACCAUCAAGGUCAAGCUCCAAAGCCAGCCUACACCACUCCCCGGUCAGCCUCCCAAGUAUUCCGGUGCAUUCGAUGCUGUCAAGCAGACAAUAGCAGCCGAAGGUCCAAGAGGUUUAUAUAAAGGUAUGGGAGCGCCUCUUGCUACGGUAGCAGCCUUCAAUGCUGUCCUGUUUACAGUUAGGGGACAAAUGGAAUCAGUUGUGAGGUCUCAUCCUGAUGCCCCCCUCACAGUGAAUCAGCAGUUUGUUUGUGGAGCUGGAGCUGGUGUUGCUGUUUCCUUUCUUGCUUGCCCAACUGAAUUGAUCAAAUGCAGGUUGCAAGCGCAAAGCGCACUUGCUGGCACUGGAACAGAAGCUGUGGCUGUUAAGUAUGGAGGACCAAUGGAUGUGGCCAGGCAAGUUCUCCGGUCAGAGGGAGGCAUGAGAGGUCUUUUCAAAGGAUUGGUUCCUACAAUGGGACGUGAGAUACCUGGAAACGCGAUAAUGUUCGGCGUAUAUGAAGCAUUAAAGCAACGGUUUGCAGGAGGCACUGAUACCUCUGGCCUAAGUAGAGGCUCUCUGAUUGUUGCUGGAGGAUUGGCAGGAGCUUCCUUCUGGUUCAUUGUUUACCCAACUGAUGUUAUUAAAAGUGUUCUUCAAGUAGAUGAUUAUAAGAACCCUAAGUUUUCUGGUUCAUUUGAUGCUUUCAGAAAGAUUAAAGCUUCUGAGGGGUUCAAAGGAUUGUAUAAGGGUUUUGGUCCUGCAAUGGGAAGAAGUGUUCCUGCAAAUGCAGCAUGCUUCUUGGCAUAUGAGAUGACAAGAUCAGCUCUAGGAUGAUUCAUUCUUGUAAAUGCUCAUGUUUCUUUCCCCUUUUGUUCCCAAAACUUUUUUCAUUCCAUCAAUUACAAAAUGGCCACACAUGCUUGUCUUUUCUUAUUA
This is a messenger RNA of Cicer arietinum (chickpea), 1382 nucleotides long. RefSeq names its product mitochondrial carnitine/acylcarnitine carrier-like protein. Gene Ontology annotation, molecular function: L-ornithine transmembrane transporter activity. Gene Ontology annotation, biological process: mitochondrial L-ornithine transmembrane transport. NCBI's taxonomy places the organism in Eukaryota, Viridiplantae, Streptophyta, Magnoliopsida, Fabales, Fabaceae. The record is from RefSeq and is a predicted model, not a curated record.